CCGUCCUCGUCGCCGACGCCGCCGCUGCACCGCCGCGACGCCGGCCGACGCCUCGCCGACCGACGCCAUCGCCGGAGGGAGCUGCCGCCGGGCUGCCGCGGCGCCGAGCUGCCCCCGAGGCGCCGCCCGAAGCGGCGGGCGCAGAGGCCCGCGCGGGCAAAAGGAUGAGGGCGGCGCCCCGCGGGGGAGCGGCCGCGGGCGAGGGCCCCGACCAGGUCGACCCCUACCAGUUCGACCCCGCGGAGGCCCGCCGGAUCUUGGCAAGGAUGGAGGCGCCCGACGGCGACUGGGCGCCGGGUUGGAUUUUCCGCCGAACUCCGUGGCAUCGGGCGGCGCGCGGGGUCGGGCCCAAAGAUCCCGCGAGCCCCAGCAGCUCCGACACCGAAGAGUGUUCGAAGUGUGGCUGUCUAUCUAGGACGCCUCCGGCGAAUCGCCGUCGGCGACGACGAGGGGGGGGCGAGGUGGGGGGAGGGCCAGCAG
Prorocentrum cordatum is the source of this 480-nucleotide messenger RNA. Lineage: Eukaryota; Dinophyceae; Prorocentrales; Prorocentraceae. The record is from the annotation of a GenBank genome assembly.